Pogona vitticeps (central bearded dragon) is the source of this 2051-nucleotide messenger RNA. RefSeq names its product E3 ubiquitin-protein ligase TRIM15-like. Gene Ontology annotation, molecular function: protein binding. NCBI's taxonomy places the organism in Eukaryota, Metazoa, Chordata, Lepidosauria, Squamata, Agamidae. The record is from RefSeq and is a predicted model, not a curated record.
GCCCCACCAGUGUUCAGAAAUCUGCAAUUAAAUGGGAGCCAGUGAAAAUGCAGCGCCUGAUGAAAAGGCUCAUCAGCUAACAACCCUGGAGAGCCAUUCUCCCCACAUUGAGUGAAUCAGAAGUUGGUGGAGGUGAUCAGAGUAAUUGAUCAGAGCUCAUUGGCUGAGAGAGGGAGUCUUGCUCUCUCCCAGUGUGUUUCCACUGCCCUAAAGAGGAAAGCUAUAAGAAGGAUGCUCAAAGGCUCUUCCGGAUGGCCUCUGUUUGUGUGGUGGCAAAAUGGACCAUCUGCAGGUAUCGGAGUUUCUUCCAGACGCAUCCAUGUGUUCCCUCUGCGUUGAGCUGUUUAAUGAGCCGGUGACUUUAACCUGUGGCCACAAUUAUUGCAAUGCUUGCAUUGUACGAUACUGGCGUGGAUCUCUAAGAAACGUCUUUUGCCCGCAGUGCAAGCAGAUCUUCGCAGAAGUAACCCUUAGGCCCAACAGGCAGUUGGGGAAUAUCGCGUGGAUCAUUAAGCAGAUCCAGCAACAAGGUGGGGUGCCCGCAAGCCGCCGGAACCGGUGUGAGGUUCACCAGGAGCCCACCAAGCUUUUCUGCAAAGAUGACUACGUUCCCUUAUGCUCCAAAUGUGAGAAGUCUAGAGUGCACUGCAACCACAUUGUCGCUUCGGUAGAAGAUGCUGCUGAAGAAUACAAGUAUGAAAUCAAAGUGUUCAUAGAUGUUCUGAAGCUACUCCGAGAGAACAUACGUGAAAGUUUUUCUGAUGUGCGGGAAGAAAAGCGCAACCUUGUGAAACUUGUAGAUAACUUGGCCCAGACAAUCAGCGUGGACUACAAGGAGCUGUAUGACGUGGUGAGGGUGGUGCAAAUGGAGCAAAUGAUUCUGGCCAAGGCAAUUGAGAGGGAGAUCGAAAGCGAAUUUUCCAACCUCCUUAGGAAGCACAGCAGUAUGAAAAAGUACAUCCAUGAGCUGGAGAAAAAGUGUGAUCAGCCAGCUUGUCAAUUUCUUCAGGGCAUCAAAGAGACUAUGAACAAGUGCAGAGAAGAGUCCCUGAACACCCCGGAAUGUGCUCCUCCUGCCUUGAAGGAGAAAAUGUGGGAGCUGGCUCUUGGGAACCUGUCCAUUCAAAACACCCUGAAAAAAUGCCGAGAUGCCUUGCCACUGAAGAUAAAGACAGAAAGAGAGAACAUAACCCUGGAUCCCUUCACGGCCCAUUCCCGGCUGAUCGUGUCUGCAAGCAGAAAGAUGGUGACGUACGAUUCCUCAUCUUGCACCUCGGUUUCCAGUCCUCUAGGUUUCGACACCACCCCUUGUGUGCUGGGGUGUGAGGGGUUUUCCUCGGGGAGGCAUUGCUGGGAAGUCGAGCUGACCUCAGAGGGAGAAGGCUGGGCUCUGGGGGUUGCGAAGGAAUCUGUGCAGAGGACGGGAGAGGUGAUGGUUGGCUUUGACCAGGGAAUCUGGGUGCUUCAACCUGAGGACUCAGCUCUGCUCCAGCACAAAGCAGGCACCUUCAAGAUCCGCGUUUAUCUGGACUACGAGGGAGGGUGCCUGGAAUUCUUCCAUUCCCCUUCCAGGGAGCUGAUUGCAACGAUGCCCUAUAUUACUUUCCUCGGAGAAAAAAUCUUCCCCUUCUUCAGGCUGGCGACUUCGAACUGUCAGAUAAAAGUUUGCUUUUGAGGUCUCUGGGAGAUCCUUUAAUGGAGGGGUGCCGAUAGACCGAUGUUGGUCAGUCCAGCCCCUGGGCACUUUUGGCCCAAACUCAACAAGCAUAAAAGCAAGGGGGAAGGGGAGGGGAGGUAUACAAGGGGAAGGAGUCUAGAACGAAGGGGGGGGGAUCAGCACAUGCAACACGAGACAGGAGGGAGUGUCUCAAGGGAAGGAGGAUAGGGUCAGGACAGAGUCAGACCUGGGGAGAAAUGGCUUAAUGGAUGAAGUGCUUUUGGUAUCACUGAGGUUUACCAUUUUUCCAUGUGUUGCCUCCUGCCUCUCAAUACUGUGACUUGUUUUGAAGGGUGCAAAUAAAUAAUAAAGCAGUUGAACAUUUAUCGGAAGG